Molecule: messenger RNA, 2150 nt
Organism: Solanum pennellii
Lineage: Eukaryota; Viridiplantae; Streptophyta; Magnoliopsida; Solanales; Solanaceae
Product: protein tesmin/TSO1-like CXC 5
Exons: 8
Coding region: 144-1856 (570 amino acids)
Biological process (GO): regulation of DNA-templated transcription
Cellular component (GO): nucleus
Source: RefSeq, a predicted model, not a curated record
UAUAUAUAUAUAUAUAUAUAUACAUAGAGAGAGCGAGGAUUUAUAUGUAUCUGUCGUUUCUGAAUCUCACUGUUUGAUAUAGCUUCUGUAUCCGGAUUUUGAAUUCCCCGUCAGAAUUUCGAUUUUUUUGGUUUUGCUUUUCAAUGGAGAAAAUUGAGGAAGGGCAUUUCCCUCCAAAGAAGGCUGAAUCGGAGGCGGCUAGCGUUCAGGUGGAAACGGAUAAUCCGGCAAAGAAGCUAGCGAGGCAGCUGGAUUUCACGGGUGGUGUACCGGGGCAAGCCCUCACGGUGUCUUUGCAGGAACAUGCUAACCAGAUUAUUCAACCGGAGGUAAUCAAGUCUAGUCAGUUAACAGUGUCCAUGAAGUCAACACAACUGAUAAGUCCACAGCCCCAAUUGCAGCAACAUAUACUGUUGAUGCCAAUGCAACAAGCUCCUGUCUUGCCUCCGCAGCCUUUAAUACGACCAUUGUCAAUGCAAAGUUCCAGUGAAGCAAAGGAUGGUACACCUAAAAAGCCAAAGCAGUGUAACUGUAAACAUUCUCGAUGUUUAAAGUUGUAUUGUGAAUGCUUUGCUUCUGGCAUUUUUUGUGAUGGGUGCAACUGUGCCAAUUGUCAUAAUAAUGUCGAAAAUGAAGCUUCUAGGCAAGAAGCUGUUGAAGCUACUCUAGAGCGUAAUCCAAAUGCAUUCAGACCUAAAAUCGCCAGCAGUCCCCAUGGAACUCGAGAGGAAAGGGAGGAAGCUGGGGAUGGCUUAGUACUGCCAAAGCAUAACAAAGGUUGCCACUGCAAGAAAUCAGGUUGCCUGAAGAAGUACUGUGAGUGCUUCCAAGCCAACAUUCUUUGCUCUGAAAACUGCAGAUGCAUGGACUGCAAAAAUUUUGAAGGAAAUGAAGAGAGGCAGGCACAUUUCCAUGGAGAUCAUGCCAACAACAUGGCAUAUCUCCAGCAGACAGCAAAUGUUGCUAUAACUGGUGCCAUUGGAUCCUCUGGUUAUGGAUCUCCUCCAGUGAAUAAGAAUAGAAAGAUUCAGGAGCUGUUCUCUGGGUCAAUGAUUAAAGACCCUGUUCAUAGGCUUGGUCAGUUUCAACAGGAAAACCAGAUUAAAGCUUCAGUUCCACCAUCUUUGUUGUCUUCCAUUCCUGGUACCCGUGUUAGUAAUGCAGCAGCAUUAGGCCCUCCAAAGCUUAACUACAGGUCUCUAUUAGCAGACAUAAUCCAGAACCAUGACAUCAAGGAGCUUUGUUCUGUUUUAAUUGUUUAUGCACAGGAAGCGGCCAAGAUACUUUCAGAUGAAAAAGAUGCUUCAUUAAAACAGGCCAAGCACCACAGAAAAGCUUCUUAUCCCUCCUCAGGUGUUGGGAAGGUUCUGCGUGAUGAUUGUUCAACAGGAAUCCAGGCUGAGAGUAUCAUGGUGGAUGAUUCUAGACUGGAUGGUGCUGAUGUAUCAGCAGAAAGGCCAAUAUCUCCGGGAACGUUAGCUCUCAUGUGCGAUGAACAGGAUACGACUUUUACUGCUGCUGCUGCUCCCCCUAAUGACCUAACAAGCCUAAGCAAUAAUACGUCUUCCCAACUGCCUCAUGGGCAAGGCAGGGCAGAGAUCUACCCAGAACUGGAGAGCAUUGUGUUGGCACAGACUCGUGAUUGUCUUAAAAAGCUGAUCACUUUAGGAGAAAUAAAAGAAAAAAAAUGUUCUUUAAUGGUGCGAGAUACCGAUUCAGGUAGACAAAACAAUGUGAGCAGCAAUGGUAUUGUCAAUACUGUUCCACCUCCUCCACCACCACAGCAGAAGGUUGACUCUGGAACUACUGCUGCUAAUACCACACGUCCUAAAGUUCAUCCCCCAGAUGGAAAAUAGGGACGUGAAAGAAAAAAUCUGAAAUAAACUGUAAAAAUUUUUAGAAUGAGAUUUAUCUAUAGACGCUGAGUCUUUGUAUUGUUGGGCUUUUCUUCUUUGGGUUUCUCUUUGAUGCUGUGACAAAGUAAUUUCAGGCCUCCCGUUAGAAGUAAGCAGCCCCACUUAUAUAACUUUUUGCUACAAUAUUUCCUUGGUAUAAGGAAGGUAAGGUACACAAAAUACCGUAUUUAGGUACAUGUUCAUUGAGAAACUUCGAAAAUGACUUGGCAUAAUUUGUACUCUAAAUCUGUCGCC